CUUGGUUGGAGAGGAUCGCGAUCGCGAUUGAUCGCGAUCGUCAACAGAGAGAGAAUAAUCGUGUUUGGCAAACGCUCACCGCCGCUUGUGUUGACGUGUAGCGACGCGAUUAAAUGAGACGGGGCAGUACCUCGGCAAGUUUUACGUCUCGUGUGCGAAUAUGUCUACGGAGACCACCCUGAACGACGUGCCAAACGUCGCGUCGAGGCUGCAAAAUCUGCGGCUGGCGACGCCCGGCGAGGACGAACGCGAUGCGACAGAGAACGCAGUGACAGCGGCCAGCGGAAGCGUCGGCGGCAGCAGUAAUGGAGCAUCGUCGUCGUCCUUGUCUUCGUUGACGUCGUCGCGGGAACCGCUACGGAAUAUCACUCUUUCCCGGGCACGACGUGCGCUCAACUUCGUUGGCGACGAGGACCAACCGGCGAGUUCGUCUGUCGCACGAAGUGAGACCUCGUUCUCGAACGGCGAUAACCGACCACCCACUAAUGCAGCGAAUACUUCAUAUAUGGAAGGGCGAUCACAGAAUAAUGUUGAAAAUUCUACCAUGCAAAAUCAACCUGUGGUUACAUAUAAUUGGCAGGGUACAAAGGCAACGAUGCGUGAAAGGAUUGUAUUCCUCUUUAACAAUGAAAUACUGUCAGACGUGACUUUCCUGGUAGGAAGAGGAGCGCAACAACAACGUAUACCAGCUCAUAAACUAGUCCUAUCCUCUGGGAGUGCUGUAUUUGAUGCAAUGUUUAAUGGAACGCUUGCGACAGCUUCUUCAGAAAUAGAAGUACCUGAUGUAGAGCCUGCUGCAUUUUUGGCAGUGCUCCUUUUUCUAUACACUGAUGAAAUACAGAUAGAUCCAGAAACUGUGAUGACAACGCUAUAUACAGCUAAGAAAUAUGCGGUAUCUGCUUUAGAAAAACAUUGUGUUGACUUUUUAAAGAAUAAUUUAACAAGUGAUAAUGCUUUCCUACUCUUAACGCAAGCUCGUCUGUUUGAUGAACCACAAUUAGCCUCGGUAUGCUUAGAUACCAUAGACAGAUUCACAACUCAGGCUCUUAAUGCAGAUGGAUUCACAGAUAUUGAUAUUGAUACAUUGAUGAUUGUCUUAGAAAGAGAUACUCUUCGUGUUAGGGAAUCUAAACUAUUCCAGGCUGUUUUAAGGUGGUCAGAGGCUGAAUGUGGAAGACACCAAUUACCAGUUACUCCAGAGAAUCAACGUCUGGUCCUAGGUAAUGCUCUGUCCUUGGUUCGUUUUCCACUGAUGUCAAAAGAGGAGUUUACGGCUGGUCCGGCACAAUCUGGUUUAUUAAAUUAUUCAGAGGUCCUAUCUUUAUUCUCGUAUUUCAUAUUGAAUCCUAAACCUUCGGUGGGAUUUCAAACGAUGCCACGGUGCUGUAUGACAGGCAAGGAACAAACUGUGUGUAGAUUUCAACACACUAAAAGUAAAUGGGGAUAUUCUGGAACUAGUGAUCGUAUUCGAUUUAGCGUGGAUAGGCGUAUUUUUCUUAUUGGCUAUGGAGUUUAUGGUAGCACGCAAGAACCGGCAAUAUAUGAAGUAUCAGUGGAAUUAAUUCAUACUGCGUCGGGAAAAGUGAUAGCUACAAAUGCAACAAGUUUUAGCUGUGAUGGAUCAAAGUACACAUACCGUCUAAUGUUUAAAGAGUUAGCGGAAAUCUUACCAAAUACGAUUUAUACGGCAUCAGCAACUUUUAAGGGGCCAUAUUCAUACUAUGGCACAAAAGGAUUAAAAACAGUGUUGGUGGAUUGUGAUUCUGGAAAUGGAAAGGUGAAAUUCGAAUUUAGUAGCGAGAUGGGAGAUAAUAAUGGCACAUCCACUGAGGAAGGUCAAAUACCCGAGCUUAUCUUUUACACGUAAUAUCUUUGACAUCUAUAAUAAUGACAUUCCUCAUACUCGCUUGGCUGACUAUCAAAGAUUAAAUUAUGUUAGACUGUAAAAAGUAUGCUGGAUUUUGUCAAUUAUAUAUCUUGUGAUUGUUUAAAACAGUGCUUUGAUUUAAAUGAUCCAAGGCCAUGCCAAAGCAAUCAACCCAAGAUUUUUUCAUAAUUUUAUAGACAAUGCCUUGUGACUUCAUUCAAUAAUAAUUGGGAAAUUAUGAUUGAUAAAUUG
Linepithema humile (Argentine ant) is the source of this 2119-nucleotide messenger RNA. RefSeq names its product BTB/POZ domain-containing protein 1-like. Lineage: Eukaryota; Metazoa; Arthropoda; Insecta; Hymenoptera; Formicidae. Gene Ontology annotation, cellular component: cytosol; P-body. The record is from RefSeq and is a predicted model, not a curated record. Gene Ontology annotation, biological process: neurogenesis. Gene Ontology annotation, molecular function: protein binding.